AUGAACGAUUAACACGACACGUGAAUAUCCCAUCACAACAUGAUGUCAAUGGUUAAGAGUUAAAAACCACGAUGGUUUAAUCAACGGGUAAAAGUUCCCUACGUCUCUAUAUUAUGCGACACAAUGUACACAAAUCUAGCCCUUUCCACCAUCAAUUUCCAAUUUCCAAUCUUAUCUACUAGCAAUUCUUUCGAAUUGAAUUGUUCUCCCAAACUUCAUCCCUAAAAACCUUUUGAAAUCACGGGAAAAAACCCUAAUUUCUUGAAUCUCUUAAUCAAAUGGGAGAAUCGAAGAUGUCAGAGAUGUCGUUACCAUCUCUCUACGAACAAGCUCGUAAAAUUCACGAGUUGGCUUCUGAUGUCUCCGUCGACCAGGAAACUUUACGAAAAGCGUGUGAAACGCUGGAGAAGUGCGAGGAUAUGAUUAGCAAAUUGGGAUUAUUUUCGUCUAAUGAAACUAAAGAUGAUAUUAGCACUGCUAAUCUCAAGUAUAUUUUGGCACCAUAUUAUUUGGGUGAGUUGACUGAAAAAAUCUCACAGGAAGAUCGGUUACAAAUUGUAAAGGCUUCGCAAACAAAACUGAAGGAAUUUGUGUCAUUUUGUGAAGCCAUGGAGCUCAUACCUGAAGAAGAAUUAGAGUCUUUUAGGCAAGGUGGUUCGAACACCUUUGCUGAUAAAAGAGCCAAAAAGAUUGCUCGGUUUAAACGACAGAAAGCUGCUGAGUCUAAACUACUGGAAAUUAAAGAGCGUAGGGAACGACGUGGGCGUUCAACAAGAGCUUCAGCAUUAUCUACUCCAGUUGAGGCAGGAGAGGAAGAUGUGUUGGAUGAUGAUGGUGAGGAAGAGAGGGAGGCUUGGCUUAUCACCAUCUCAUUGGCACUUUGCAAGGCCUUGGAUUUGCUUGAAAUGUUGAAGAAAGAGGAAGAGAUGCUUUCUGCUGUGAAGGAGAGACAGAUGCAGGAUGGGGGCAAGGAAUUCAAUGAGUCCAUUCUAGAUGAGCGUACGAGGAAGGCAGAAUCGUGGCAUCGUGAUGCUGCUGUUCGAGCUCAAUACACAAAACCAGCACAGCCUAUAACAUGUGCUACUUUUGCUCAAGAUGUUUUAGAAGGAAGAGCAAACGUUUCACAGGCACAUGAACACAAACAUCAGCCCCUCAUGUUUGGGCCUGCUAGUCUUGUGGGCGGGCAUCUCACUACUGAAAGAGAGAGAAUGAUGGCACAGGUUUUUCAACCUGGUCACAGGUUACCAACCAUGAGUAUAGAGGAAGCUGGUGAAAGGGAGAUGGAGAUAAUGAACAAUUGGCAGGAGAAUACUAAGAAGUUCAUCGAGGAAUCAAAUUCCGCAUGGUACAAGGAUCCUAUCAAACCAGGUCCCCCAGAGGAGGAUGAAGAUGAUGACGCUGCAGUUGAUAGAGCCAGAGCAUUUGACGAUUGGAAAGAUGAUAACCCCCGUGGCGCAGGAAACAAAAAGCUCACUCCUUGUGGUUGAACAAAAGUCGAAAACUUAUUGUCGGGACAACACAGGUUGAAUGACAAUAGCUUUAGUAGUAGAAUUUCCCGACUUCAUUUGUAGAUCACGGUAUGCUUCUCCUGUGCACGGUUGUAUGAGAUAUCUUCCCGAGCAGGUGAGUUACGCUUGUUACUGAUUAUUGAAAUUUCAGUAUAUUGUAUCAAGUACGAACUACAUGCUGUAAAUUAGAAAUGAACUUCCGGUGGGUUGCAUAUGGAUUAUGACAUACGUUCCAUACUGUAUUAGCUGUAGUUUGAAUUAGUUUUGAUGAUUUAUAAUAUUAAAAAUUGAGAUGGGAUCAGCAAAGAACAUGUCACAUGUCUUUUAAUAGUGCCCUCAUGAUGGUUGUUAUGUUAUGUUAUGUAAUAAUACAAUAUUAUGGGCAUUUCAAUUUGACCCAAUAUAUUUUUCAUUUUUCAUUGCUGAGUAUAGGCUUAGAACCAUGAAGAUUAAACCUA
This is a messenger RNA of Amaranthus tricolor (Joseph's coat), 1966 nucleotides long. Its product is annotated as PP2A regulatory subunit TAP46. The coding region runs from base 279 to 1487 and encodes 402 amino acids. The record is from RefSeq and is a predicted model, not a curated record. Gene Ontology annotation, molecular function: protein phosphatase 2A binding. Gene Ontology annotation, biological process: regulation of signal transduction; regulation of dephosphorylation. Gene Ontology annotation, cellular component: cytosol. Lineage: Eukaryota; Viridiplantae; Streptophyta; Magnoliopsida; Caryophyllales; Amaranthaceae. The transcript has 9 exons.